Molecule: messenger RNA, 1399 nt
Organism: Papilio machaon (common yellow swallowtail)
Lineage: Eukaryota; Metazoa; Arthropoda; Insecta; Lepidoptera; Papilionidae
Product: phenoloxidase-activating factor 2
Exons: 9
Coding region: 131-1378 (415 amino acids)
Biological process (GO): proteolysis
Molecular function (GO): serine-type endopeptidase activity
Source: RefSeq, a predicted model, not a curated record
CGGACGUGGAGGACUUAUUUACGUUACUUACGUUAUUAUUAGACGUAGUAAUCAAUAAUAAUAAAAAACAUUUUAUGUGUGUGUUGUGUUUGAGAUUUAUAAAUAGAAUUUAGGAAAAAAAUAUUUAAAGAUGUUACGGCUGCUCGUAUCUAUAUGUCUGCUGACCCUUUGUGGGGCUCAGGAUGGCUCCGGAGACCUGGACGCAGUCAUCAAGCAGAUCUUUGGCGAGCCCACCACGGCAAAGUCGAUACAGCCGUCUACCUUAGUUCCAGGAAUCGUAAAACCUGUGGACAAGAGUUGCAAGAUGGACGACGGUCGCGUCGGCGAGUGCGUGCGGUAUUACCUUUGCAACUCGAAUAACUCUGUCAUCACUGACGGUAUUGGCCUCAUAGAUAUACGUGUACGAGAUGGACCUUGCGCUGACUACAUGGACACUUGUUGCCUUACUCCUGACACGAGGAAUGAAAACAACCCUAUAACACCACCCCCAGACACACAACCACAGCGUCAAGGUUGCGGUUGGCGUAAUCCAGAUGGCGUUGGCUUUCGUAUCACUGGUGAUAAAGAUGGAGAGUCUAAAUUCGGAGAAUUUCCUUGGACGGUUGCUGUUCUGAAUUCUGACUACAUUGAUCCCAGGAUCGAGCCCGUCAAUGAGAACGAACCUGAUGGUCAAAAACUCAACGUGUACGUCGGCGGUGGCUCCCUCAUUCAUCCCAGUGUGGUGCUAACAGCGGCACAUUACGUCGCGGGGGCGAAGGCUUUGAGAGCCCGCGCUGGAGAAUGGGACACGCAGACCACUAAGGAGAUAUAUCCGUACCAAGAUCGGGAUGUUGCCAAGAUUGAAGUACAUAAAGACUUCAAUAAGGGUAACUUGUUCUACGAUAUCGCGCUGCUCUUCUUAUCGACGCCACUGGACUUGGCUCCUAACGUUGGUGUGGCUUGUUUACCUCCGCCUCGUGAGCGUGUUCCCGCUGGUACAAGAUGCUUCGCAACCGGCUGGGGCAAAGACAAAUUCGGGAAAGAGGGACGUUAUCAAGUUAUACUUAAAAAGGUUGAAGUACCGGUAGUCGCACGAGACGUUUGCCAAGAGAAACUCCGUGCGACUCGACUAGGUCACUUCUUUGAGUUGCACACGUCUUUCAUGUGUGCUGGCGGUGAACCAGGCAAGGAUACUUGCAAGGGCGACGGUGGUGCACCUCUCUCAUGUCCUAUACAGUAUGAAACGGACCGUUACAUGCAGAGUGGUAUAGUGGCAUGGGGGGUUGGAUGUGGUGAGGAUGGCACACCAGGGGUCUAUGUAGACGUGUCCAAUCUACGCAACUGGAUAGACGAUAAAAUCGCUGGAAUGGGAUACGACCCAAAGGUGUACACUAUCUGAAAAAUUGAGCAUUUGAUGUAU